CCUAUAGUUAGGUUGUAAUUAAUUUGUAUGAUCAAAAAUACAUUAUUUUAUUAAACUAUACAAUCAGUUGUAUCCAGUUAUCUAGUUAACAUAUUGUAAUGAGAUGAGUGACGUGGCUAUACAUAGUUUAAUACUUUGUUUCUAGACUUCUAUUAAGUUUUUUCGACAUGGGCACUAUUCUUACCUCUCCCUCUUGUCAGAAUCCUGCCAGAUCCUUGUUUGUAUUUAGAUCUAGUCAGCAUGGCAGGGUUCUGACAGUACAAUGUUUUAUGUGGGAGAUGCGUGGUUUUAGUAUUGGUUUAUUCUGACCACGCAUUUCCCGGGUCUCGUCACUUUUUCCCCGAUCCCUUAAGCUAAGUUCACACUACAUGAUUUUAAGCCAGAUUUAAGCCCGAUUUGCAAGUCGUUGAGCUCGCCGACAAGUCGGGUGUGAUCGCGUGCAAAUCGCGGGGGAUUAGCGGGCGAUCAACGCUCGCCAAUCUGUUGGUAUGAAAGAGCCAACAACGCACCAAAGACGCUCGCAGACGCCUCGCAGACGCGUCGCCGACACCAGAAAAAUAUCUAGCAUGCUAGAUAUCUGGAGCUGUCGCGCGACUCAACCUCCUCUGAUGUCAUGAGCUACAGCCAAUCAGAGCAAGGAACGGGGUGUGGUCACCGAGUAAACACUGCUUUCAAACACUGAAGAAGAGCAGAAGAAGACGGAAGAAGAGUACGCAGAAAAAUUAACAGCAUGUCGUCAAGAAAGAGUUGGACUCAAUCAUUAGAGCAAAAUUUAAUCGAACUGUGGCAGGAGCAUGAAUGCUUGUAUGAUGUUUCUCACGAGAUGUACCACAACCGCGCUGAGAAAGAGAAAAGGUGGACGGAAAUAGCAAACGCUCUAAACCAGCCAGACUUUACUGUUGAUGACAUCAAGACAAGGGCAGUAUCUCUGCGAACGCAGUACUGCCGUUUGAUGAAACCCAAACCAAGUGGGAGUGGAAACAAACCCUGGACUCCACGACAAAAGUGGCUUCUGAGCGUGAUGGAUUUCAUCAAAACAUAUAUUGUCCACCGGCCAUCCGAAACAACACUUGGUGCAUCAUUCAAUGAGCAGAGUGAUGCAGACGAUAUGGACCUCUCAGACAUAAGGCCUGAUACACCUUCAGUGGAUAGCCCCCAAUGUACGGCGUCCACCCCAAAUCGGUGUAAUGAAGAAGCCUCUACAUCGGCUGAGGAAACCACUUCAACUGCCUCAAGUGAUAGUUGUAAACAGACGGGUCGGAACACCAAUCUCCAUAAACGAAAGAGGGUGUCCGUAGGUGCUAUAGAGCUGCAAAAGCUGGAUUUGUUAAAGCAGAUGGUUGCUCAAGUGGACUCACAACCAACUAUGGACACAUUAAGUUCUUUUGGGAACCAGGUGGCUUUAGAAUUGAGAGAAAUUCAAGAUCCAGUUCUCGUAUCACGACUGAAAAGGAGCAUAAUGGUCCUCAUAUAUAACGCACAAGAGACUGAUAGAAACAGAUCAUUGUCGUCAUCUGGUCAACCUACCCCAGGCAUAUAUCAACAGGUCAAUUCAGGUCUACCAUCGGCCCAGCCUAUUUCUCAGCAGUCUUAUUAUGGGUCAGGCCAUGGAUUUCAUAGAUCGCUUUUGGAGUCACAACCUGAACAUGCCUAUGACUAGCCAUUGUAAAAAAAACUGUAAAUAGUUGUGGAUUUUUUGUAUUUUUAACAAUAUUUUUUUAUACAUUUUUAUUUAAAAACUUUUUAUUUUAUUAUAAUAGUGCACUACUUGAAGGUACUUCAACUUGAAUGUACAGUGAUCCUUUCUCUUGUGUUCAAACUGUUGAGUGCUACCGUGUUACUGUUGCUGGUGGACAUCAACAUUGUUGUUGUUGUUGAGCUCCACAAUAAUCAGCACUGUUUUGUUUA
Molecule: messenger RNA, 1908 nt
Organism: Misgurnus anguillicaudatus (oriental weatherfish)
Lineage: Eukaryota; Metazoa; Chordata; Actinopteri; Cypriniformes; Cobitidae
Source: RefSeq, a predicted model, not a curated record